AGCGGCAGUUCUGUUGUUGUUAUCCCUCCUUUUCAGCUUCGCUCCCUCAUCAAACUUCGCCGCGCUUUACCACCCCUGUGCCGCUGACACUCUUAAUAUGGUCACCACCAAUGGAACGGCGAACGGAAACCCCCGCAAGGGCUUGGUCGAUGUCUCGAUUGCCCUGCGUCCCAAUGAUCUGGAGAGAGUUCCGGGCCUCAUCCAAGACAUCUCCGCCACCGGCGAUGCCCUGAAGCCUGAUGACGGGGCUCGCCGGUUGCAGCUGCUGGAGAAGGCCCGCGAUCUGGUCCGCGCUUUGGAGACACCGCGUGAGACCAUGAUCAAGCAUUGCUGGGCUGAGCCAUCUUGUCUCAUGGCACUCUCCAUCGGGGUGAACAUCGGCUUGUUCCACCACAUGGUGAAGGACGGCGAUCGAUCAAAGAAGGCCGGGGACUUGGCUAAGACCCUUGGCAUCCACCCCCCUCUGUUGUGUCGCUUGAUGCGCCACAUGGCCGCCAUGGGGUACAUGACCGAGGUGGCUGCCGACGAGUACAAGCCGACCAACUUUACCAAAUCGCUCACCAUACCCAUCAUCGGAGAUGGCUACCCCUGCAUCGUCAACGGCUGCCUCCCCGCCCUCAUCGCCACACCCAACUGGCUCGCCGACCACGACUACCAAACCCCCAACGACGUCUCCCACGGCCCCUACCAAGCCGCCUACAACACCCCCCUCAACUUCUUCGAAUGGCUGCAAGCCAACCAACCCAACGGCACCCAAUUCAACCACCACAUGGGCGGCUACCGCCAAGGCCGGCCCUCCUGGAUGGACGCCGACUUCUACCCCGUCCAAGCCCGCCUCAUCCAGGGGCUCGACACCGCCCCCACCACCGCCACCCCGCACAACCCCGUCCUGCUCGUCGACAUCGGCGGCGGGCUGGGCCACGACCUGGCCGAGUUCCGGCGCAAGCACCCGCGCGCGCCGGGCCGGCUGGUGCUGCAGGACGUGCCGGCCGUGAUCGCACAGACGGGGCCCUCGGCGGGGCUGGAUGCGGCGAUCGAGACGAUGGUGUAUGAUUUCCAUACGGAGCAGCCUAUCGUGGGUGCGCGCGCGUAUUAUAUGCAUAGCGUGCUGCAUGACUGGCCGGAUGAGGUUUGUGGGAACAUUUUGGGGAGGGUGGCGGCCGCCAUGAGGCCCGGGUAUAGUCGGCUGUUGAUCAAUGAGAAUGUGAUUCCGGGGACGGGCGCGGAUUGGCAGGCGACGGCGCUGGAUCUGAUGAUGUUGUCGCUGCUUAGUUCUAGGGAGCGGACUGAGACUGACUGGCGCCGGUUGUUGGAGGAUGCGGGGCUGAGGGUGCUCAAGAUUUGGGGCUCGGAUAAACAGAAUGGCGUGGAGAGCUUGAUUGAGUGCGAGCUUGCCUAGGUAGGGAGCUGGGGACAAGGGGGGACUGUGUUGGUGUGGUGAUGAGAUGACGGCGCGUCUCGUGUGUUUACUACAAACUCCUAAUAACUAAUAUGAAACACCACUCUGCCUUGUGAUG
This is a messenger RNA of Chaetomium fimeti, 1517 nucleotides long. RefSeq names its product S-adenosyl-L-methionine-dependent methyltransferase. Gene Ontology annotation, molecular function: O-methyltransferase activity. The transcript is spliced from 4 exons. Bases 98 to 1399 code for a protein of 433 amino acids. The record is from RefSeq and is a predicted model, not a curated record. NCBI's taxonomy places the organism in Eukaryota, Fungi, Ascomycota, Sordariomycetes, Sordariales, Chaetomiaceae.